AUGCGCACUUUUACCAAGGGAUUAGUUAAAGAUGCCAGUAACCGACAGGCUACUAGUUACCAGAUAAUUAACAGAGCGGCCGUGCUGCGGAAGAACCGACUGAACGACAGCCUUUCCGGAAUCUGCGUCCACAAACGAAAAUGCGCAGACUCGAGGUUAAAUAUGGCCUGUUAUCGGCCGAUUUUCUUACAUCAGGUGACCGGGGCUAGAAGCGCAAGCGAUAGGCAAGAAGCUUUCGGAGAACCAUGUCUUCAAUUCGCCGGUUCGAGGUACCUAGUACCUUCUCUCGCAAUCCUCGAUCGCGUGGGACAAUCUGUUCGUGAAAAGAUGAAAAAGAAGCUGUCAAGCGAAACGCGACCGAAGUCAUCCUCGUCGAAACCUCUCAAGGCUACGAGCGAUCGCAACAAGGAAAAGCGACAACCUGAGGAAUUGCAGACAAGUUUCCAACUAUCGUCAUCUGGUUAUAUUGAAGAAUCAGUGUUCCAAUUGCCAGUUGUUAAACUUGCGCGUCCCACGAUCCAGGAGAUAAGCGCUACAUUGGAUCCGUUUUGCCAACUUCCUCACGACCUCAGCCUUGAAGACCGAUAUUUGUUUCAUUCCUAUCUUCUCACGGUACCGAGCUCUGUGUAUGGAACACGAUCGGACGCUAUCUUCAGUUCUGUCUGCGAUGUCAGCUUUCCAAUCUCUCUAUCUUCACCAAUGACUUUGCAAUGGAUGUUAAUUGCGGCGCAUGGUAGAUUUGCGAGGAAUGCGCUCCCCGGCAAUCAGUCGCAAAUGCAAUUAUCUUUGCUUCAUCGGAAGGCUCGAGCUUAUCAGUCUCUAAACUAUGCCCUACAGCGAAGCCAACAGGCGAUAUCAGACGAGCUUCUCGGCGGCAUUAUUAUGGCCAUCAUUACCGAGUCUCGCCUAGCAGACCCGAAGGCGUCUAAUUCCCACCUACUAGGCUAUGAAGCAGCUCUCCAUCUUCGAGGAGGGCUCCGGAAUAUUAUUCUCGCAUCUUCGGCCAAGAUGACGACCUAUUUGUCUCACAUCAUGCCAUACCUGGUAUGUCCUCCGGUCACAUCGCAGGGCAGCAUUGGUGCCAGACAGGAACUUGCCAGUUUCCAAAAAUUCUUUGCGACUGCAGUGGGCCUCCACAACAACACACAGCUGGAGAUGUGGAACACUGACCUAAUUGGAGAUUACGACCUUAGCUUUACACCGCUCAGGUCACAAGCAUUAAUAACGGAAUUUCUUCUUAAUAGUGAUUUAGUGGGGUUCGUCAAGCCGCGAUUGGACGAAAGCUCGGUAUACAUGGACCAAUCAUCACAGUUCUUGUCGCUAUACUUGAUUGCGCUCACAUUGUUUCGGCUGGAAAACUUUCAAGAGACCUACACCGAGCGGUUUCUUGUCCGUCUUUGCACGGUGCUAAAACAAUGUUCCACGUUUGAUGGAGCUGGAAAACCACUCUUAACGACCCAAGGUUUUACAUGGGUUGUAAUCAAAGCCGUGAUGGAUCUCGGAGAUCUGUUUUAUUUACGGGACGUGAGCUCCAACCACCAAGCUCAGACGAUUGUGGACGCAGUCAAUGCACUUAAGUUCUUUCGGGAGAUGCAAUCAUGUCAGUCAAGAAAAGAAGUGGUAUUCUUCUUGGGACGCAUUUUUGGUUAUACUUAA
Messenger RNA from Talaromyces stipitatus ATCC 10500, 1656 nucleotides. RefSeq lists its product as uncharacterized. The record is from RefSeq and is a predicted model, not a curated record. Lineage: Eukaryota; Fungi; Ascomycota; Eurotiomycetes; Eurotiales; Trichocomaceae. The coding region runs from base 1 to 1656 and encodes 551 amino acids. The transcript is spliced from 5 exons.